Messenger RNA from Mastomys coucha (southern multimammate mouse), 147 nucleotides. RefSeq names its product keratin-associated protein 20-2-like. The coding region runs from base 1 to 147 and encodes 48 amino acids. The record is from RefSeq and is a predicted model, not a curated record. Lineage: Eukaryota; Metazoa; Chordata; Mammalia; Rodentia; Muridae. The transcript has a single exon.
AUGUGCUACUAUGGCAUCUACUACAGAGGUAUGGGCUAUGGAUAUGGAGGCCUAGGCUGUGGCUCUGGGUGUAGCUAUGGUAGCUAUGGUUAUGGCUGUUGCCACCCACUCUAUUGUAGAAGAUACUGCUUCUAUGGCUUCUACUGA